UUGUAUUAAUAACCUUUGUCAUCUAUGUUUAUAUACAUGAUCAUGUCGCCUAGUUGAGUAGUUCUUAUGUUCCUUCAGAGUUGAAGAUAGUUUACUUCCUAGUCCAAACCUCCCACGGGACGACGGGGGAUGGGAGCAGGCAGGGUUUAAACCCGAAACCAUUGAUAUAUCUGAACCAGUCUAGCGCGCAAACCGCACGACCGGGCAGCCAAAUAAUAAAAGCCAUGGCAGAAGCAAAGAUCAUGGCAGAAAUAACAAAUAAGCUUUCUUCAUUUGAUAUUCGGAAUCGUUCACCUUAUCCAGAAACAAAGUAUGGUUUCAAGAGAGCUGCUGUCCUAUUGCCCCUGAUGCUGAAAAAUGACGAACUAUAUCUACUGCUUACAAAACGUUCUAAAAAUAUGCGAAACCAUCCUUCUACAGUCUCAUUCCCAGGUGGUAUGAGAGAAGAGAAUGACUUAUCAGAUGUGGACACCGCUCUCCGCGAAGCUCAGGAGGAAAUAGGACUGAAACCGAACACAGUCCAAAUAGUAGCUGUCUUAACAAGGGGGAUUACUCUGCCCAACACUAUUGUAUACCCAGUGGUCGGUAUGAUUCCAAAUGACUUUGUUCCUAUUCCUAACCCAGUUGAAGUAGACUACACAAUUCUGGUGCCGUUGAAGACAUUUUUAGACUCAAAGUGUGUCAGAUAUUCAGAGUUUAAAUUUCGAGGGAGAUCUAUUGUGAAUCGUUCAGUCUUCCACCAAGAUGAAGUGCAUGGUGUUGAAGUUGUGUGGGGAUUCACUGCCAACUAUUGUACAUUUCUAGCUAAAAUCAUAUUAGAAAAUGAAGAUUUUUUAGCCAUUUUUAAUGAUUCCACUUAUCCAUUACAAAAUAUGGCCAGUGAUUUGGUUGAAUAUUUUGAUUUUAUAACAAGUACUUCAGCUGUUAAUUCAAAACUAUGAUGCAUCAUCUGCCUGAUUUUCUGUUUACAAUAUUUAUACAAGACUCUUGUAAAUUGUACUCUGUUUUAAUUUUCAUGCAACAGAACAAAUCAGAGACUGAAUGGGGACAGACAGGCCAUGCUUUGAAAAGAUUUAACUGCAGUUCCAAAAAAAAGUUAUUUCUUCUUACAAGAUGUGUUUUUAAGCCAUACAGCACAGAUUUCCAUUUGUGGAAGGAAUGCUUUUAUCCUAUGUCUUUCAAAUAAAGUUAUUGUUGUUUUAACCAGAAUCUUUAUUAUUCCUUAUGGUUAUUAAUUCAUGCUUGUACAGUAGACAAUAAUAUUAAAUUUGUGACUCACAAUGAAUUUGUAUUAUUAUCAGUGCUAAGUUUUCCGUUUGUAACAUUUGGGCAUUUUUUUUUUCUAUUGUGAAUGUUUAAGUCAAAAAGAAGUAAAUUUUAAUAACUGUUGUUUCACAAUAAUUAGUUCUUCUCUUUCUCAUAUGUCCUCUCUAGUGCUGAAUGUAAAUAUUUAUUAUUAGAUCUAUUCAAAAAUAUAAUCAAAUGCCUUUGUCAUGGCAGUGCAGUUCAA
Messenger RNA from Biomphalaria glabrata, 1510 nucleotides. Its product is annotated as peroxisomal coenzyme A diphosphatase NUDT7-like. The record is from RefSeq and is a predicted model, not a curated record. Bases 225 to 941 code for a protein of 238 amino acids. NCBI's taxonomy places the organism in Eukaryota, Metazoa, Mollusca, Gastropoda, Planorbidae. The transcript has 3 exons. Gene Ontology annotation, biological process: coenzyme A catabolic process. Gene Ontology annotation, molecular function: acetyl-CoA hydrolase activity; coenzyme A diphosphatase activity.